Molecule: messenger RNA, 999 nt
Organism: Myxozyma melibiosi
Lineage: Eukaryota; Fungi; Ascomycota; Lipomycetes; Lipomycetales; Lipomycetaceae
Product: coiled-coil domain-containing protein 55-domain containing protein
Exons: 1
Coding region: 154-927 (257 amino acids)
Biological process (GO): regulation of alternative mRNA splicing, via spliceosome
Source: RefSeq, a predicted model, not a curated record
GCUCAAGACAAAAAGCAAAAUUUGGAGGUGAGAAAUAGAGUUUAGACAGCUGGCCGAAUCGGGAAUAGUGCGAUGGGCUCUUCCCUUCCUCUUCCUCCUCCUCUUCUUCUUGUUCUCUGAUAGAAGAAGAGAAGAGAGAACAAGGAGAGAAGAAUGUCUGGGAAAACAUUCGGCGGGUUGAAGAUCCAGGCAGGCAAGAAGAACAAGCUGAGCAGUUCCAAAGCAGCGCCGACAGAGCAGCGGCGGUCGAUAUUCGGCGACGAUGAUCUGCUCGAGAACGCGUCUGACGAGGACCUCGACGACGAGAAGCAGACGACGAAAGACAGCGCGAGGAAGUUCCAGCCUCCGUCGCGGGGGAGCAGUAACAGCAGCCGAGCAGCGGUGAAUACAGAGCUGAUCGCGCACGCGAUGCAUAACCAGCAGCUGACAAAGUCGGUCGAGGAAGAAGUCGAUCCCUCGAUCUACGCCUACGACGACGUCUACGACACGAUGAAAUCCGCCGAACGCAGUGCGCGCGCGCAACUCGUCGGCGACGGCGAGUCACAGAAAAAAGACGGGCGGAAGAGUAAGUACAUCGACACGCUGCAGGAGUCGCUCAAGAUGCGCACGCAGGACCGGUUGCUGGCGCGGGAUAAGCUGAAUAAACGCGAGCGCGAGGAGGAAGGGGAUGAGUUUGCGGCGGCGCCGGUGUUUGAGAGCGCGGCGUUUAAGCGGCAGAAGGCAGAGUUGGAGAAGACGAGGGCGGAGGAGGAGGAGAAGGAGAGGAAGGAGAAGGAGAGGAAGAGUAGGGGUGGAGGGGCGGGGCUGGUUGGGGUUUAUCAGAAGAUUCUGAAGCAGAGUGAGGGAUCGCAUGAGGCACAGGUCAGAGCUGCUGCUGCUGCUGCGUCUGCCAAAGCAGUGAAGGAUGAGGACACUCGGAGGAAAUAACCGGUUGAAUAAAUACAAAACGUCUCGCUAUCUGCCGUGUGUAAAAUCCAUGUAUAGAGAUGGACAUACAGA